Molecule: messenger RNA, 6312 nt
Organism: Lachancea sp. 'fantastica'
Lineage: Eukaryota; Fungi; Ascomycota; Saccharomycetes; Saccharomycetales; Saccharomycetaceae
Source: the annotation of a GenBank genome assembly
AUGGCUAUUCGCGGUAACUCCUAUGCGGAAUUAAUGUCAGAGGUGCUAGACCUCCAGCUCGAGGAUUCUUGGGAAGAGGGUUCAGAUGGAAUGCUUUUGAGUGAUGCAUUGUGGCGAAUACUUAGCGGUUGUCAAGAGAAGCUAGAGACUAACGACCAUAAUAUGGUAUCAGAAUAUGUAUUCGAUCAAAUGACAUCGAUGUUCGUGAAUCUAGGCGAAGGCGAGAACAAUUUAGUCAUCGAUGACCCAAAUAAAUGGAAGACCCUUAUAAGUUUGGACUUGCAAGAUUCGAGCUUCGAACUCACUGGCUUCGCACACAUUUUAUUGCACCUUUCAUAUCUUUCCAUUAUAAACGCUCAGCAAGUAAGCCAAAUUCCUAACCUAAAAGACGGCCUUUGGAGGAUUUUGACGCAAAAACCUGCAGCCUCAGAUGUGGUAGUUCAGGCCACAAGUGAGCUCUACAUACAGAUAUUGGCUGUUGAUUGUAGCCCCAUAGACCUGAUUAAUCUGUAUGGUGAAGUGGAAACGGGAUCAGGAACGGCGCUCAAAAUUCUCAACACAUUAGGAAACUCAUUGUCGGAUAUUGGUUAUCAAAGUCUCCUGUACUUCGAUAAUGCAUACAAAAUAUUUGAAAUACGGCCUGGUAAGACCCAGCUUUGCUUGCAACUUUGGACAGUCUUUAAUCGCGUAACAUCAAAUCGAAUUUUUUCCCUAAACAACAAUAUCUUCGUCGAAAUAAGAGAGUCCAUCUUGUGCAUUUCAGAUGACGAGUUCGUCCUUGCGGUGUUCGAGACCUUUGAAUUCAAUACAGAUGUUUUAUACAACAUCUCAUUGAAUGUAAAUGGAGAUACUUUUUCCCUUUUCGUCGACGGCGUAUUGAUCGAGACUAUGGCCAUCCCAAAUACGCCCUCUUCCGAGCGCAGCAUAAAAAAAUUGGAGCUGGGAUCCAUGAUAUGUUCGUUCAAGGUUUUCAAAUUCUGGGCAUGGUCCGAACCGCUUUUCGAGACUGGUAUCAAAUUAACUUAUCGACUACCCUUUUGGGAUCCUGGAAACUCGGCUAAUGGCACCGGCAGCCGAGGUAAAAUCUCAGACGAAUUUGAUGUGGGUUUAUUACAGGAAGUCUGCGCAUCCAUUGAAACUCCUGGAAUAACGAUGGGCCUCUGCGCACAUCACGCAGAGCAACUGAGAACCACACAUUUACUCAUUCGCUUCGUUCCGUCAGAGGUAAUAGAUGAUUCAUGGCGAUUACACCAAAAGGGCUACGCUUUGGUCAUGGACGAGGACAAUUCUAGCAACAUUGGCAAAAUGUUAUGCUACAAGCGUUCCUCACUACUUUCAUGCUUCGAAACAAUAUGCGUCUCUGAUAUGAUUUUAAGCUUAAUUCGGUGUUCUAGAGACCUUGAUGACCUAUACGGGUACAUCGACCAUUGGCUAAUUUUGAUGCAAUGUACCGGGCUUCGACAUAAUUUUGAAGAGGUAAUAGGGUAUGAAUUUCUCAGUCUUUUCAUUGAAUCUGAAGUACUCUCGAAAUUGAAUACUAAUCUUUCGCUACCCUUCAUGAACAUCAUCUUGAGUUUUUGUGGGUGGAAUUUUGAUGGUUCUGCGGACCCUAUUCUGAGAAACAGGAAGGCAUGUUCUUCAUUUCUACUCAAUUUCAGGUGGUGGGUAGGCAAGAAUGCCUCAUCUUUCGAAGAUCCCUCCAUUGAAAUAAUUUGUUUCUUAUUCUUUCAGCUUCGUGAAGCGCUUGAAAGCUCAAAAUUCGCGGAGUAUAAUUAUAAACAACUUGCCAGCCUACAGAUUUCGAGUAGACUAACAGGAUUUCUUGAUGAAUUCUACUCAAAUUCGCAAAGCAUAAAAACUGUUGAUAGCAUUCGGACUGAGGUUUCAGAUGUCAUGAAACUCAUUAUAAAGAGGUCUUCAAAAGCCGAAGUUUUAUCUCUGUUCAAUUUUGCCUUCUUUGAGGUCAAGAAGGGAUCAGAGCAAAGUGCAGCGUUGACUUUCGGCUCCUUAACUAGCGCUUUGAGUGAAAAUCUCUUGACUGAAGAUGAGGGAUCGACUCACAGUAUAGCUGAAAUCUUUCCUGUUAAGCUCAUUUUAAUGACAAUCGACGUUGCGCACUCAACAAAUGUGAUGUUCAGCGGCUUGAAAUUAUUAAUGGGUUUCCUGGAGUCAGCUUCCAUCUCGCAUUCAAGAUUCGUGAAAAAUAAUGGCUUUCGCAUUUUAUAUGGUAUCAUCAAGGAAACUGACUUCCAAUAUUAUGAUAACCUCAUCAAAAUUCUAUCGGGACCCAAUUUCCCGGCACAUUAUUCGAAAAUGUCUCAAGGUUUUUCUCCAUCAAGUCAGAAGAGUGGAAUCAAGUCAGACAAUCAUUGCAUCAUAAUAGACCUCCUAGAGUGGGCAGUCUUAAAUGAUGUUAAAGCAUAUCCGUUGGAUACAAAUAAGCUGAUUUGUGAAUAUUUGACCGAUCUAAAGGCGCUACAAGAGGAUUCGCCCGGGAAUCUUCUAUUUGACGCUCAGCAUUCAUUGUUUCUCGGAAAACUAUUGGGUCUCUUAAUGACGUUGCGAAAACCCCAAAAUACAAACACAUACGUUCGCGCAUCUGAGGCCUUGGUAGCUAUCCUCACAACUUCAUUAUUGCAUCAUCUAUCGUUCUCGAACCCUAAGAAGUUUGGUGAUCAGAUAUCCAAUCUUUUAAGGGAUAGAGGGAACAAAUCCAAUCGUCAUUAUGUGGAACAAUAUUACUGGAUUUCGCCUUUUGAAAGCGUUCUCGAGCAACUUGAAAGCUUUAUACCGUCGUUUAUGGAACUAUUUGAACAAAGUGAUUUCAUAUUGUCUAAUGUUCUUCAGCUUCUGGAGAUUUUUACCAGCAGUGUAUUUUUCACUGACUUACCAAUUGGCCACUACCUAAAAAGUUACGGAAUCGCAACAGCUUGCAUUGAAUGGUUGACACAUCGGGCAACACCAAGCAAAAAAACCAGCACUGCUAGUGGAAUUUUCUGCAAAAUCAACUACAAGACCAACGUUGCAUUUUUCAGCAGCAUUGUCACCUCCGAUAUUGGUAUUCUAUCUCCAAACAUGAUAAAAUUCGUUGACAUUACUCUGAUACAACAGUCUGCUUUAUUUCAGAUAGGAAAUAAAGAGGCUAUCUUUGACUCAGAGGCCGUGGCUUUCCUUCUCAGCGCUUUAGCCUGGUCUUUGAAAAUCCCAGCGCUUUCUGACUCUCAAACGGCAGUGCUCAACUGUUUGCGCAUCAUCGUUCUGCACCACGAAAACAUUCUCGAUAGCAUUUCAAAUUUCAUUGACCGCAGUAGGAAAGAAACGGUCCUCGGCAGUCUUUUGUUCUCUCUUUCGGCAAGUGAUGAGGACCUUCUAGAACGUUUAAGAUCUAAGGAUACGAGAGGAGCGUUCGAAACUCACGUCAGGAAACACAUAAGAAAAUCAGAGGGCAAUAGCUCUCCCCAUUACAGCUCUAGGCAAGAAUUAGAAACGAAAGAUAAAGAACUUGCCUCGCUAAAGGAGAGAGAGAAUAUCGUUGAGAGACGUUUGGCCGAACUAGACAGCAUGUACAAAAACUUUUGUCGCGAUGGUCAAAGGACAAGUGAAUCGGUCAUAGCUGCCGAGGAAAAAAAGAGACUUUAUUCACUCAAUGACACAGAGGAUGAGUUGGUAGCUUUUUGUCAGCGAUUUGAUGACUUUGAGAGAAGAGUCCAUCAUCGUCGCAGGAUUCAAAAUUCAGACGUAAAUGAGGUACAAUGGACUCUUGAUCCCAUGGAAGAUUCAAAUCGAAUGAGAAAGCGACUCAUUCCAAUUAGUAUUGGUCCGAGCGCCCAGGCCCCACUAUUACCUGAAAACGAUCGGCAUCACAAUCCAGCUCCAGAGGACCAACCUGCAGACCGCCAUAGUGAACGCAAGGCCAGUAGUGCAAUGUCUUUUGAGUUAAUUAACGACUUAGACAUGCUAAACUUAGGAGCGGAAAAUAGUCAAGAUAGGAACCGAAAGGUGCUUAGAAUGCUGCAAAAGGGAGACGUAAUCAAACGUAUCUGGAACUGUAGCAACGUUGUUGGACUUAGUAUCACCGAAGGAGUUUUGAUUUUGGGAGCAAGUUUCGUCUAUUUCCUUUCAGGCUUUUUCUACUCGGUGAAUGAUUCGAAAGUAGUCGAACUUUGCGACGCUGCUUCCACAGAGCGAGAUCCUGCAGUCAAACUGGUAUCGGGCUCCCGCAACAAAGACGAAGGUUCCAGAAGACAUGAGGUUCAAUUUUGGAAAAUAUCUGAGGUAGUUUCCAUACUGAAAAGACCCUUUUUAUUAAGAGAUUCGGCAAUUGAGAUUUCCUUUGAUGAUGGGAAAAGCAGCUUCUACACAUUUCGCGACAAUGGAUGGCGAAAUGACGCCCACCACUGGCUACAAAAGAAAGGAAAACAACCAAAAAACAAGACGAUUUUAUUUGAUGCCUACAAUGAGGUAGCAACGAAAAGUGAGGAUAUCAACAUCAAAAAUGGUCUUUCUGAGUAUAGACUUACCAACAAGGUUGCCAACGUGUUUUCUUAUGGAAACAACUCAUCGCUCUCUUUCAAAGCUUUAAAACUUUGGAGAUCGGGUCAAAUCUCAAACUUUUAUUAUCUGAUAAUGUUGAAUACUCUCGCAGGCCGGACUUUUAAUGAUAUCACACAAUAUCCCAUUUUUCCUUGGGUCAUAGCUGACUAUCACAGUGAAGAGCUCGACCUUGCGAGCCCCAAAACUUUCAGGGAUCUUUCGAAGCCUAUGGGGGCACAGUCCGAGCGCAGGAAGGACCAAUUUGUCGAGCGUUUUGAUGCAUUGAAAGACUUGGGUGAAGCAGAGCCCCCUUUUCAUUAUGGCACUCAUUACUCAUCAGCAAUGGUUGUUUCUUCCUUUAUGAUACGCUUACCGCCUUUUGUUGAUUCGUAUCUGAUAUUGCAGGAUGGUAAAUUCGGCCAUGCAGAUAGACUCUUCAAUUCGAUUGAGCGAACGUGGAGCUCAGCUUCACGAGAGAAUAGCACUGACGUGAGGGAGUUAAUCCCGGAAUUUUUCUAUCUACCUGAAUUCCUUGAGAAUGUGAAUGGUUACAAUUAUGGUAUUUUGCAGAACGGGGAAAGAGUAGACAACGUUAUUUUGCCUCCGUGGGCAAAGAAUGAUCCUAAGCUUUUUGUCACCAAAAAUAGGCAAGCACUUGAAUGUCCUUAUGUCUCUCAACGGCUUCAUCAUUGGAUCGACCUUAUUUUUGGCUUCAAGCAGACAGGCGACGCUGCCGUUGAAGCAGUAAAUGUCUUCAAUAGGUUGAGCUACCCAGGAGCUGUGAACUUGGACAAAAUCGAUGACGAAAAUGAGCGGGUGGCCGUGACUGGUAUCAUUCAUAAUUUUGGUCAGAGCCCAUUGCGAAUUUUUGACCAGCCACACCCAAAGAAGGACCUGCAACAAACACCAUUGUCUUCUUCAACUUGGUCUCUGAGUAAGCUACCUAAAACGCCUUUCGUUCGGGACAUGCACGGAAACGAACGUUUGUCUAACUACGAACAAGUGCGAGUCCCCAACGAGAGCACAGAGCAUUCCCUUGUGAGUUUCAAAGGCUGUUCAAUCUACAUUGAUGAGGUGGAAUUUUUGAAUGCACAUCAGAGUAACAUUACGAGCCUGAAGCAACUAAAAGGCAGGCAGGUAUGCACUGCGGACGAAUUUGGACUUAUCAAAUUAUGGGAAUGGAAUAAAGAGGGCGGUUAUGCUUCUCUGAUUGAGAUCGGACGGCUAGCCGCACAUCUCUGCUCAAUUAAAGAAUUACAUUUUUCCAGCCAAUAUAACAUGUUACUUUCCUUGGAUAGCGCCGGCAACCUGUAUUCAUGGGACACUCUCGCUCCACAAAUACUCCGGUGCUUUUCUAGAGAAGCCUCGCUUUCUGCGUUCAGUGGAACGUCUGCCACCGUGCUUCUUUGUGACAAGUCAAGCAAGGUCACAAUUUGCAAUCUCAAUGGAUCAAUCUACAUCGAGCAGCAGUUUGACACACCUAUCAGUUCUGCGAGCUUCCUAUCUGUUGAUGAUCAAAUUAUUGGCUGGCUCGAAGAAGAAACGAUCGGUCUGGGGUUCACCAAUGGUGAGAUUAAAAUUUUGGCUCUGAGACAAGGGCUAGGCCUUGCAGCAUGGGAGUUACAAGAAGUGAAAGCAUUGUCAACAGAGGUAUCAAAACCAGUCACCCGGCUUUAUAUCGAUGUCGAAGGGCAUCAGACUAAUGAUUUCGAAGAGAAAAGGUGCCAAGUUCUAGCAAACAACAGCGACCAGCUUUUUGUAUGGACACAGAACGAGUAA